Messenger RNA from Aspergillus tanneri, 627 nucleotides. RefSeq lists its product as uncharacterized. Bases 1 to 627 code for a protein of 208 amino acids. The record is from RefSeq and is a predicted model, not a curated record. Lineage: Eukaryota; Fungi; Ascomycota; Eurotiomycetes; Eurotiales; Aspergillaceae. The transcript has 2 exons.
AUGGCAAGACCAGGCCAGGAGGCAGGAGAAGACGAGCCCCAGAAUCAACGGCGCAUCUCUAUCCUUCCUCAAGGAACCGACAACCCAGAGACCAUUACAAAGAAUGAGUUUCUUACUAAAGCCCUGGAUGAUCCCAAUGGACUCCUUGAAGAAAUACUGCGGAUGUGGAACUUGGAGCAAGAAGACAAGGUAAACGAAAUCCGGGAAGUUAUUAGACAGAAGGACGCAGCACUCGCGGAUCUGAUUGAGGGACGAGACAAGUACCGUGAUGCCUAUGCCCAUGAAUGUCUCCGCGGCAGGGAAACCAGUGUUCCUCUUUCAACCACCGAGACACCCGAGUUUUUACGACUGGCAGGAGAGUCUCAGCUUCACCAGGAGGAUCACAAGGAGGAGCUUUUCGAGAAAGUUACCGAGGAACUAAGAAACCUGACCACCCGGGACUUUUACACCACCACAUCUUUUAAUGAAUACUCCACUGCACGUGCCCAGGCCUACUAUACAUUCAGGUUAACAACGAGGCUAGACGCAAAGACGGGUCUUCAACAAUCCCGGAAAUUCUCGAGUACUGAUGCUACCAACCCUAAGCCCACGGUAAAGGACACAACCAGUGCUUCGCGUGUGGAAUAA